AUGAAGGGCUCGGCAAACCUUCCCCUCCCUCCCUUGAGAGUUCACGAGGCGCCACGUGCAGGGAACAAGGCCUCCGUCAAUAUGCAGGUUUCUUGGUUCCUCGCCUACUCGCCAUCCCGCCUCCCGGCCAGUCGGAGGCGACGCCCGGCAGGCCACCCCUAUUUUCAGGGGACCAAACGAGUCAACCGGACGAGAGAGGGCGGCGCUUCCCUGCGUGUCCCAAGUCUGAGCGUCCUCGGAUCUUUAUGCCUCAGGGCGGCAUACACCAAUAGCAGGCGCAGCCGGACGAGGGCUGCGGUUUCAGAAGUCGAUCUCGUCCAGGGGUCUACCGGCGAGGCGAGGCCGAGGAAGCUCUUCGAUCUGGGAAGACCUUGGCCUGGAAGAUCGUAG
This is a messenger RNA of Colletotrichum graminicola M1.001, 390 nucleotides long. RefSeq lists its product as uncharacterized. The transcript is spliced from 2 exons. NCBI's taxonomy places the organism in Eukaryota, Fungi, Ascomycota, Sordariomycetes, Glomerellales, Glomerellaceae. The coding region runs from base 1 to 390 and encodes 129 amino acids. The record is from RefSeq and is a predicted model, not a curated record.